AAAAUGCUAGAUCCUUCCUAUCCCAAAUAAGAAGCGGCCACGAGCAUCCUAUUUUUUUACUUGAAUCGAAACGAGCUCAGUGCCCUAUUCGAAUCUGAAACCGAAAAUCGAAAAUUUCUGCUUAUAGUUCUUAUUCAUCGUCAUGGGAUACUUUAGAAGAACAAAGUUCUCCCUCGAUGCUUUUCGGAAUUUCACUUCCAGGAUCACAUCCAAUGGUUCAAUCCAAGAACCCAGUUCGAGAAUUUCCCAAACUGGGUCGAUAUUUUCAGCCAAUACAGCCAAGUCUUCCCAGUUUUCUUCAUACUCCAUUUUUUCUCAGAAAAUGGGUUUACAAGUUGCGCCAAAUAGAUUUCAUAAUAUUCAGUUCAAUCAGAGCAAUCCCUUUUUUGGUGGCGCUAAGAGAUAUUACUAUGUCGAUAGGUACCGGGUUCGGCAUUUUAAGCCUCGUGGACCCCGGCGGUGGUUUCAGAACCCGAGAAACGUGCUGAUUGUGGUUCUGGUGGGUUCUGGGGUUGUGAUCACUGUGUAUUUCGGGAAUUUGGAGACUGUCUCAUAUACCAAUCGAAAACAUUUCGUGCUUCUAUCGAGAAGCAUGGAGAGGAAGCUCGGGGAGACGCAAUUCGAGAACAUGAAGGCGGCCUUUAAGGGCAAAAUAUUGCCGGCGAUACACCCGGAAAGCGUGAGGGUGAGACUGAUAGCCAGGGACAUCAUUGAAGCGUUGCAGAGAGGGCUGAGGAAUGAGAAGGUAUGGAGUGAUUUGGAGUAUGCGUCCGAGAGUGUAGGCGGGGUGCACGAGGCGAAGGCCCAUGAGACCUUGAUGGCGUUGAAAGACAGUGAGGAAGGGAAGUGGUUUAAAGAGGACGAAAUUCUUGAUGAUGAGUGGGUUCACCAGAGCAGGAAGAAGGGACUGGAGAGAGGGUCUCAACCAGAAACAUCGCAUUUGGAAGGAUUGAAUUGGGAAGUUUUGGUGGUUGAUGAGCCUGUUGUUAAUGCGUUCUGCUUACCGGGUGGGAAGAUUGUCGUGUUUACAGGUUUGCUCGAGCAUUUUAGAAGUGAUGUUGAGAUAGCAACAAUACUUGGGCAUGAGGUUGGGCAUGCUGUGGCUCGACAUGCCGCGGAGUCGAUUACAAAGAACCUGUGGUUUGCUAUUAUACAACUGAUACUUUAUCAGUUUGUUAUGCCUGACGUUGUCAACACAAUGUCUGUUCUUUUCCUAAGGCUUCCUUUCUCUCGGAGGAUGGAAAUUGAAGCAGAUUACAUAGGGCUACUAUUGAUGGCUUCAGCUAGAUAUGAUCCUCGUGUGGCCCCUAAAGUGUAUGAAAAGUUGGGAAAGUUGACAGGCGAUUCGAAACUAAAGGAUUAUCUUUCCACGCAUCCGUCCGGAAAAAAGAGAGCUCAGAUGCUGGCUCAAGCCCAAGUCAUGGAAGAAGCUCUUACUAUAUACGGGCAAGUAAGAGCUGGUCGUGGGAUCGAAGGUUUUCUGUAGGACAACACAAGCUCCUAAGUGCAACUUCCUUAGGUCGGUCAGGCUUGAAUCGAAGGCUUCCUGUCUACUUAAAGAUUUUUGUUCAUUUUAUUUGUUGAUAUUUUUUGGUCUCAGUAACAGUAUAUUUAUGUGUAAUGGGAUUCUUCUCAACCCAGUCCUUUUUUUCCUCGGCUGCAAUAACCAUUUCUGGACCCGAGGAGAAUUCUCUGUUAUAGAACUAGUUUUUAUUUUUUUCAUUUAUUUAUGUUGCAUAAAUAAAAACAAUAUGGUUUUUUCAA
Messenger RNA from Juglans regia (Persian walnut), 1764 nucleotides. RefSeq lists its product as uncharacterized. The transcript is spliced from 3 exons. The record is from RefSeq and is a predicted model, not a curated record. The coding region runs from base 143 to 1486 and encodes 447 amino acids. Gene Ontology annotation, cellular component: membrane. Gene Ontology annotation, molecular function: metalloendopeptidase activity. NCBI's taxonomy places the organism in Eukaryota, Viridiplantae, Streptophyta, Magnoliopsida, Fagales, Juglandaceae.